AGAAGGCAUAAUUUUCACAAAGUAAAAGAAUUUUUUCUCAGGUGAAAGAAAAGUGAAGAAUUUCGUGGUAAAUGUGCCUGAAUUUGCUGGCGAAAAUUCAUUUCUCGCCACGGAAGCCCGGGGGAGUGCAGUAAUGGAGACACAGCGGAAGUACCAAGUUAGUCCGUACGAUCCGAAUUUUGGCUCAGCGGCACGCUACACACCACCCUAUACGUCUGCCGGGGCAGCAGCGCCGGGCUACAAUAAUGUCAUCUUCGUGACUCACGCUGCAGAGACGCAGGAUGGGGGGAAUUUGUUGGGGGUGAUUGGUGGGGAACAGCGGCUAAUUGAUCCAGCUCAGACGUACAUCCUAUCGUCCACGAAUACGCGCGUCUUGAACACCUUUGUGCGCAGUGUGGGGGAUUCAGGGCAGCAGGAGUGUCAGUAUGGGCCCACGGGGCAGAUGGAGCACCUCGGAGUGGCUGCCAAUGGAGAAUCCUACCAUAUGCCAGUCACAUCGUGUGGGGACACCUACAUGGAAGCCCCGAAGCCACAGCUAAUCCUCCACAGAGCUUCGGGGAGAUUCUAUCAGGAAGUCCCAAAUGGGAUGCAUGCAGAAGGAGCGGGGAAUGUUGUGGAGCUCGUACCAGGACUGCAGGACAUCCAGCAGGAUCCAAUGACAAACUACGAACAACCCUACACUGGCUACGAUGCUUCCGGAUGUCUUGUGGAUCAAAAUGAUGGGAUGAUGGUGGUCAGUAGUGCUGAGGCGGGAGAUUUCCCAAUGAAGAAUCUCCGGACAGAGCCACGUCUUGCAGAAGCAGAAAGGAUUGAGAUGCUGGUGAAUAGUGAGCUGUCAGAGUUUGCCUAUAAGAAUCAAGGGACAAACAUGAUGGUCAAUCAAUCAGGCAGCAACUACGCAAUGGUUGAGCAGCCACCACAGAUUCUGCAUCAACAGCAGAAUCACGUGGAGAAUGAUCAUCCAUCCCAGGAGCGACUCUUUAUGCACAGCAGCAUGUCACCACUCUUGGCUGCUGUGAAUGACAUCACGAGUCGCGAGGAGCCACAUCUACUUCCAGACUUCCUCCUGCAGCAGCAUCAGCUGAGCAGCAGCAAUGUCGUCAAAUCCACCGAUCCUGAAACAUCCUACGACAGCACCCACAAUGGCUCAGAUUCCGUCUCAAUGGACAUCGAUCUCAAUGACGGGAAGAUUCUGCUGGACUUUGCAAAUAGUCAAGAGAGGGAUUUGUCGUACAAGAACAACCUCAAGAUUGUCAGUGUUUCCUCCCUUUCGGAUGAGUACGUGGACAUUAAUGAUGUGAAGAGUAUCAAUGAGAAGUACUGCGUAUUCAGUGUGGACGACAAGUACGAUAGCUUCCCGCCAAAAUCCAUCCGGAAGUCCCAGAGGAAGAUCCAAAAGGAUGGAUGCUUGUUGGUUGCAGACAAGCACGUUCCAUGCCGUGCCUGGGCGAGUCUACCCACGUCAUACCUCUACAUCGGGAAAUCACCAAAAUAUCCUUCCGAAUACAGCGUCUUUUCCAAGAAGGACAUACCACUGCGUACGAAAUUUGGCCCCUUCGAGGGUGACCUUCGUGAGGUUGCCGAAGAGGAAGUUCGUCAUCUCAAGGCUGACCCACCCAGAGAGUAUCCUCUGCUACUGAUCGAUGGACGAAUUGUUUUGGAGACGGCAAAUGAAAACACGUCUAAUUGGAUGCGCUUUGUGCGUUUUGCGGAGAAUUUCCGGGAGCAGAAUCUUCUGCUUUUUGAGAGUGAUGGGAAGCUCUUCUUCAAGAGUUGCCAAUUCAUUCGCCCAAAGCAGGAACUCAAAGUUGGGUAUAGUCGUGACUAUGCUGAACGCUAUGGGCUUCCUUUACUCAUCCCAGAUGACAAGGAAAGCAAUGAGGAGAUAAAAGUAGAGAAUACCUGGCCAUGUUUUGAGUGCGAUGAGAAAUUCCCAAAUUCAGAGGCCCUACAGGAUCAUCUGGAUAAGCAUGAUGAUCAGUGUGAGAAGAAGACGGUACAGAGGAAGCGAAAGAAGCCUCUUGGUGGGGGGAAUAAAGUUGCAUGCCCAGUGUGUCUUAAACUCUUCCUGAAGUCUUCGCUGCGACUAAGGCAGCACAUGCAAACCCAUUCGGGACAUCCGCUGGCGGAGAAGAGUCUCAGUGGGUGUGGGAAUACGAAGAUUGAUCGUAGCAGGAGGAUUGAUGGUGUCAAGAGGGCCACCAUGAAGGAGGAUUCGAGGAAAUUCAUCAAUAACAAGGAGAAUAAGGACACAUUCUACAAGUUCAAAUGUACUUCCUGUCCAAAGUCCUUCCCAACAGCUGAACGCCUGGCGCGUCACAGCCUAGUUCAUGGAGCCUACGAAUCCCGGCCAUUGCGUUGUCCACACUGCCCCAAACGCUUUGUAACCUCUUCCGCACUUGCAGUGCACGUGAAGAUGCACCUCAACCCUAAGCGCCUCAUUGUUUGCCCCAUGUGCUCCGAAGCCUUCAAGCAUGGGCUUGUUUUUAAGCUUCACGUACGUUCGCAUCUUGAAAAUGGAACGUACACGUGUAAGUUUUGUCAGAAGAAGUUUAAGGAGUACAAGAUAAUCCGGAAGCACAUUAGAACCUUCCAUUCAGCCAUUAAGCAUCCGUGUCAGCAGUGUGGGAAGCAAUUUCCAACGGUGAGCAAGCUACAGAUGCACCUUCUCCGGCAUUCAGACCAUCGGGAAUUCCUGUGCUCUGAAUGUGGGCGACAAUUCAAGCGCAAAGAUAAGUUGAGGGAGCACAUGAAGAAAUUCCACUCAGACGAGGCAAAGGCGAAGAAAGAGAAGCACCUUCAGGUGAGAUCUCCGGUAGAUUCUCCCAUUGAUAGUGCAAUGAAGGAGGAGGAAGUGCAGGAGAAGGAGCAAAAUGUGAAGGCGGUGGAGGAUGGGCCAAAGAAGAAGUUUGCACCAAAAGUUUCGCCGAAUGAUUAUCAGAGAUUCAUCUACAAGUGCCAUGAUUGCCUUGUGGGCUUCAAGAGGCGCGGCAUGUUGGUCAAUCAUCUGGCAAAGAGGCAUCCAAUGGUGCCGAUUGAUUCAGUGCCUGAACUCAAUUUGCCCAUUCUGAAAGAUCAGAAAUUCUACUAUUGUCAGUACUGCGAGAAGGUCUACAAGAGCAAUUCAAAGAGGAAGGCGCACAUCCUGAAGAAUCAUCCAGGUUUGGAGCUACCCAUGUCAAGUCGAAUCAAGGGGAAUUGUCCAGAUGGGGGUUUCUCCGAUUUAACGUACUCACAGACAGUUGGGAGCAUCACGACCCAUCCUCAGGGUUGCGCCUGGUGCCACAAGCAGUACGCCUCGAAGGCUAAACUUCUGCAGCAUCAACGGAAGAAGCAUCCGGAGCACAUUAAGGAGAUCGAAAUGUCUGCUCAUUCGGCCAUUGUUAUCCACAAGAAUGACCAACAAGUGUCCUUUGACAGUCCUACGGGCUUUGAAAAUAACAAUUCCCAGUUUGACGAUCAACUGGCCGUUGUGUCUGACACGGUGGACUAUGAGAACUAUUCUCCGGACGGUGGGACGUACCUCACGGCGACGGAGGAGAGUAAGUUGAUUAAGAUUUGUCCAUACGAUGUUGAUGGUGGGGAAAAGGAUGUGGGGAGUUUGUCGAAGAUUGAUGUGAGCUUGAAAGUUGUUGGAGGGGAAUUUGUAGGUGAUGGUUCCUCGGCUGGUUCUGGGGAUUCCAAUGGAGAUCUCUCGCGUCUCCCGGAAUUAUUUGAGGAUAUUGAGUACAUGCAGAUGAAACCAGUUAUUCUCAGUGGGGACAUUGAGCAAAUGCCACAGAUUAAUGGAAGGCAUAAACUCAAUUCAACCAGUGGGUACUCUCAAGGGGCUGGCUGAAGGAACACUUCCGGGUCAGCUUGCGCAGCUUUUUGUGGCAUAAUCGCUGUAAUAGCAUGCAAAUUUGCAAAUUGGAUGAAUUGUUGUUUAUCCCGAGAAUUGCAUUUUGUGAAUCUCCUCAUUGCGGAAGUUGUUGGCAAUUCUUGGAAACUUUUGAGUGGUGAAUUCCCCACACAAUUUGUUGUUCACCAAGAAAGCAGAAGAGCCAAGCCUCUUAACCUGGUGAACUCAUGGAAGGGUCCACAAGAGACUUUUUUGUUGUAAAAAAAAAUUGUUUCGAUGAACUCAUUGAAAAAUCCUUGGCAAUUUUUUUGGAGUCCAAGCGAUUUGUGUUCAUCAGAACUUUGUUCACAAUCUGCCAAAGAAAUGAAUAGCAGAUGAAGUGAGCAAAAAAAUUUGUCCCUGUUGUCCAAUUUCUGUGGCGGAAAGGACAAUGGGAAAUUUGUGAAGAAAAAAAAAUAACUUUUGCUUUGUUAAAAAUUUUGAGAACAAAAAAAUGGCAAAGAAGUGAAGGAAUUUCUUGCGCGUUGGGCGUGAAUUUUGCAAGAAAGCGGAGAAAUUUUCAGACCAGCGAAUGGGCUUUUUUGUUGUAAAAGGAAAUCCGCGUGAAAAGGUGUUUUUGCAUUGCGACAAAAAGUCGUGGGUUUUUUUUUAACGAGACGAGUGUUUUAAAAGUGGCCACGUUUGGUCGCUCUUGGAAUAAUUUUAUUGAAGUGACUAAUAAGACAUAAAUUUUCGUGUUGACAAAAACGAGUAAAUAAACAUUGUGGAGAUAUUUGUCUCACGCAGAAGGAAAAGUUGCGUUAAAUUGUCGGAGGGACUGUAUCGAAAAUUAUGAGCACAAAAUAUGUAGUUAUGUAAAGAAAUUUAAAACAUAGGCAAUAUAUUUUUUAAAAGAUUGUAGGACCUUAGAAGAAUUUUAAAAGGCUUAGAAACAGAAGAACUUUUAAAGAUUUUUUUUUUCAAAUUCUUAACACAAUUUUUUUUAAUUGAAAACCCUAAUUGAGAAGAUUUUUUUCUGUUAUUAGAAGCUUCAAUAAAAAAGAAAAAUUAGGCAAAAAAUGGUGUAAAGAUCGGUAAAAUCUGAAGAGUUUUUUUUUCAAAAGCUUACAAAUAGAAAAAAAAUAUCUUUACCUUAUUUUUUUCACAAUCUUUCUCCUGACUUUGAAAACAUUUUAAAAAAGAUUUUUUUAAUUUUACAUAUAUUUAACUAAAUAUACCUUAAAAUAUUCUUUAAAUUCUCUAAAUAAUAAUUUUCCCCAAAAAAAUUCUAAUUCUAAUGUCUUUGAAAAUGUUUUUUUUUUUAAAUAUUUUUCAUUUCAGUCAAAAAAAAAAACUAAAUUUUAAAAAGCGUUUUUUUAAAUUUUUUUUUUUACAAAAAAAAGAACUUUAGUAAAAUAAUCACUUCACUAAAUAAAAAUAAAAAGAAUCUUUGUUAGCUCUGUAGGUUUUGAGAUUUAAAAGAGAAGUCUUAGGCGACUUCAAAUUACAAAAUCCUUAAAAAAAUUCUUCCUUUUUAACAUUUAUUCUGUAAUAGAGAAAAAAUAAAGUUCUUGUUAAUCUUUAACUCUUUUUCUUAAACAUGAGAAUUUUAUUUACAUUUUUUUAAAUACCUAUUAGGUAAUAGUUUUUUUUAUGUAUUAUGCUGAAAUAAAGCCAAGAAUAGAAAAAAUAUAUAAAUCGGCCUAAAAUCUCUCAAACCACAUAAAUAUUUUCCUAUAAGAUAAUCUACAAUAUUUUAUUUUUUAAUACAAAUAAAUUAAAGAAUAACAACCGUUACCUGCAAUAAAACAAUAUAAUGUUUAUUAUUAAAAUUUUAUUAUAAAUACUUUCUUUAUCACUGUUUGCUUGAAAAAAUCUUGAAUAUUUUGUAGAUUUAAUUUUUAUGUACUUAAAAAUCUAUUUUUAAACAUUAAAAAUACUAUUUUUAUACAAUAUAAAAAUAUAAUUUAAAUUAGAUUUAAAAAAAAAAACUGAAAAAAAACAUUAGAAUAAUAAAGGAAAUGAAACUUUGGAAAACUCAAGUUGAUCUUUAAAAUUUUCUGCAGAUUAAAAGAUUUAAUUCUUCAAUGUAAAUCUAAGAAAUGAAACUGAAAAAUAUUUUAGACGAAAAGAAAUUUAUCAUCAGUGUGAAGAUUUUUAUAAAGGUAGAUGAUUUAAAACUUUAAUAACAGAUUUUAGGGAAAUAUUAACUAAAAUUUCUUCAACAAAGAAAUCUUUAUCAAAUUCUUAUGUGUUUAGAAAAUGUAUUCAUAAUUUUCGAUACGGUUCACUAGUAAUUAAUAAAAUAAGAAGAAAUUAUUGCUUUACAUCAAGAAAUAAAAAUCAAGAAAAAUCUAUUAGAAAUCUCAGCUUAAUUUAGUGAAGAAAAAUUAAAAGAAAAAUCACUUUUUAGUGCAAUUUGCAAUGAGAUUUUUAUUAAAAAAAAAAAGUAGAUAAAAAUUUUUCACAAACAAAAGAAAAAGAAAUAAUAAAAAUUAGAAAUUAGGAUGAAAACAUUAAAUUGGAAAUCACUAAAAAGCAAUAUUUAGGAGCUUUUUUGUCCCCUCAAACACUUUUUAUGUACAACUUUGUACGACCCAUAAACAAGACCAAAGAAACAAAAAAACAAACUGAUUUCGUUUAUGUGCUUUUUAUAAAAGAAAAAGAAAGAAAAUAAAAAAAUCACCUGGAUUUUGUGAGAUGCAAAUGCACGGUGUAGUCGCAAUAUGUUGAAGAAGGAGAACAAAAUGUAAUAAUGUAGAAUGUGAUAGCUGAAGAAUGCAGCAAAUGUGGGAGGGAAGAUGAAGAAGAAGAAUUUGCGUGAAAGGCAAGAAAAACUGAUGAUGGCCAACAAUUAAAAUUUGAUGGUGUUUUUAUCCAGUGAGCAAAAAAAAGUGAAUAAUUCUGUAACUUGUCCUCUAGUGCCUCUAAAAUGUAUUUUUAAAAACAAAUUAUUAAUUUAUUAAACAAUAUUUUAGUGUGUAAGGAAAAAAAAAGAAAAAUUUGAGGAAGUUUCUGUGUAAUUUUUAGUGAAAGAUGAAGUAAGAAAGGAAAGUAUUUAUGUGUAAGAAAUUUGUGUGGGAAAGGGCAACUUGUAAAAGAUGUUGACCCACUGAUUUGGAGUGAAGAGGGAAGAUGUUGUUUGGCUUUUAAAGUCGAGUCAAGAAAAGUGUUUGAUUUUCUUCUUAUAAUAAACUUAUAAGACACACAGACACACAUUUUGUAGGCAAGCGCGCGAUGAUGGUAAAUAAUAUAUAGUUGAGGAGAAAUGAUAGUAGAGAGAUAAUAAAAUAUAUAGCAAUAAUCGCA
Lutzomyia longipalpis is the source of this 7129-nucleotide messenger RNA. RefSeq lists its product as uncharacterized. Bases 134 to 3838 code for a protein of 1234 amino acids. Lineage: Eukaryota; Metazoa; Arthropoda; Insecta; Diptera; Psychodidae. The record is from RefSeq and is a predicted model, not a curated record. Gene Ontology annotation, molecular function: protein binding. The transcript is spliced from 8 exons. Gene Ontology annotation, cellular component: nucleus.